This is a messenger RNA of Heteronotia binoei (common prickly gecko), 820 nucleotides long. RefSeq names its product hes family bHLH transcription factor 7 (gene HES7). NCBI's taxonomy places the organism in Eukaryota, Metazoa, Chordata, Lepidosauria, Squamata, Gekkonidae. The coding region runs from base 51 to 677 and encodes 208 amino acids. Gene Ontology annotation, biological process: anterior/posterior pattern specification; regulation of neurogenesis; regulation of transcription by RNA polymerase II. The transcript has 4 exons. Gene Ontology annotation, cellular component: nucleus. Gene Ontology annotation, molecular function: protein dimerization activity; RNA polymerase II cis-regulatory region sequence-specific DNA binding; DNA-binding transcription factor activity, RNA polymerase II-specific. The record is from RefSeq and is a predicted model, not a curated record.
CCGGGGGAAAGGGCAGGCGGCGAAGUUAGGAGGCCGGGGCUUCAGAGGCGAUGGUGACCACGGAGAGCGCGGAGCCUGGAGGGGAGAGAAAGAUGCUGAAGCCCCUAGUGGAGAAACGGCGGCGGGACCGCAUCAAUAGGAGCUUGGAAGAACUUCGUCUCCUCCUCCUUCAGAGAACCCACUGCCAGACGCUGAAGAACCCCAAAGUGGAGAAAGCAGAGAUCCUGGAGAUUGCUGUAGGAUACCUGCGAGAGAUGAAUUCCGCUAAACCCCAGGGCGCUGACCUUCCGGAAGACAGGACCCUGCAGGCUUGCUACAUGAUGGGAUUCCGGGAGUGCCUCCUGGGCUUGGCGGCUUUCAUCCAGCAAGCCCACCCUUCGGUCCAGAGCCACCUGCUCGACACCUUGCACCUGUACCUCGCUUCCAAGCCGGAGACCCGCAGCCACGACUGGAGCUGCGGGCCUCUCUCCCCCAGCUCUUCCUUGGGGGAGACGCCUCCGAGGACCCCGGAGGCCUUUUGCUCCCCGGUGAAGCAGACCGACGAACCGUUGCGCAGCCCGGACCCGCCUUGUUCCAGCGGGGGACGACUCGAGAGUCAGCAGAGACACACCCACCAGGGCGCCACCUCCCCCAAACGGUUGCCCCCACCACAGGCGUACUGGAGACCUUGGCCCUAGACCCGAGAGCAUAAACGCUCCCCGAGAGGGUGAACCUGGGGGGUGGGAUUUUUUUUUUGUAUAUAAAACCUGUAAAAAAUCGGCCAGGGAGCUGGGAUUGCAGGAGGUGUCCUUGAAAUGUAUAAAAAGUUGUGGAGACUGAG